Molecule: messenger RNA, 1358 nt
Organism: Danio rerio (zebrafish)
Lineage: Eukaryota; Metazoa; Chordata; Actinopteri; Cypriniformes; Danionidae
Source: RefSeq, a predicted model, not a curated record
UUCUGUGUCAGACCCACCCAGGAACAUCUCAGUGUUUAUGAACAGAUCUGCUGUAAUAAUGUCUGGAGAUUCAGUGACUCUGAGCUGCAGCAGCGACUCAAACCCUCCUGCAGAAAUCAGGUGGUAUAAAGGAGAAACAUCAGUAAGAUCUGGAAGAAUCUUCAACAUCUCCAAGAUCAGCUCUGAUGACAGUGGAGAAUACAAGUGUAGGGCCAGAAAUGUACAUGGAGAGAAAUACUCUGAUCCUGUGACUUUAGAUGUCCAGUAUCCUCCCAGGAGCGUCUCAGUGUCCGUCACUGAUUCUGGUCAGCUUUUUUCUGAUUCAGUGAGUCUGAUGUGCAUCAGUGACUCAAACCCUCCUGCUCUGAGCUUCAGCUGGUUUAAGGAGAAUCAAAGCUCAGCUGUUGGAUCUGGACAGAGUUUCAGUGCAGUACAGAGUGGACGCUUCUACUGUGAGGCUCACAAUCCACAUGGAGCUCAGAGAUCAGACGCCGUCACUGUCACUGUUCAUCAGCAUGCUGUGAGAAACAUCAUCAUCAUCACAGCGACAUCUGUAGGAGUAUUAAUCAUCUUCAUCAUCGCCGUCAUGUUUGCAAUUCUUUUUAAAAGGAAGAGCAGAAGAUCUGCAGGGAAAGAGUCUGCGAUCUCAGACACAUAUGCAGGUCUGGAUCUACAGUCCGCGACCUCUGACCUGUACAACACACUUGCUACCGUUCACCACAGACCUGCUGAAAACUCCUGCUCCACUCUUGAUCCUCAGAGCUCUUCUGAACAUCACAAUCCACCAAUCAACAGGAGGAGGCUGCAGUGAGAGGCGGAGCCAGAAAGAACCAAUCCUGAGAUGUGUGGGAGGAGCUAUGGGUAACGGACAGGGAGCAUUAGUGAUGUCAACAUGUAACAGUGGUGUUGAAACUGUCUACAAAGUGAUUGGAUUGGUUUUAUGCAGAAAUAUUAAGAUAGUGAAGGGGAAAAGCAAUGUUUAGUAGUGUGAUGGAAUCUAUCACAAUUUAUCAUUUUACACUCAAUAGGCCCUGUCAUACACUUGGCAAUUUGCUAGUGUCAGCUUGGCACAGGUAUCAUUUUCACGUUUUGCACCAUGUUGUUUAUGUAGCGAAUACAUUUGUGCUCACAUGUGUGUGCUGGUCUGUGGAGGUGUGUUGAGGCUCAGUGUUGGCACAUUGCUGUUUCUUAGACAUCAACUGAAAGCUGCUCUAAAGUUAAUUACUUAAAGAGCAUGUUAUUGUUAUGCCCCUAUGCAUGUUGUAACAGUUAAAUGUUACUAUUAUUAUUGUCUGGUUUAUUUAUUUAUCUUUCUGCAUUGUGUAUUGUUUGGCAUGUCGACAUGCAAUACUGCUUCU